Paramuricea clavata is the source of this 3649-nucleotide messenger RNA. NCBI's taxonomy places the organism in Eukaryota, Metazoa, Cnidaria, Anthozoa, Malacalcyonacea, Plexauridae. The record is from the annotation of a GenBank genome assembly.
AUGGCGAACGUCAAUAGAGCAUUUAAUUUAUUAAGAGAAGCAACUAUUCUUUUGUCCGAAAGAUCAGAGGAUGCAGCAAACACUGAAAAUGACCAACAGCAAAGAAGAACCACGGAAACAUCAAACAAUGUCUCCAAUCAACCAAAUGAAUCAGCGACCGUGUCCUGUUCUACUGCUUCCAGAACACAAUCUACUUAUUCCACUGAAUCUAUCAAUACUGCUGGCGCCUCGUCUUUCCAAUCUACAAGCGCUACUACUUCAACUCCUAUAAGAAGCGGGCAGAAUGUUCUAAACCAUUUUAGGACAUUAUUUAGUCUGUACGCGCGACCAUCUCCACUUGGUUCGAAUAGAAGCAGCACACAUUCGGUUUCUGCACGAGGUCUGUCAAGAAGGCCUGCAGCGAGAACGAAAAAGCCCAGAUAUGAGAGUUGGACACACGAGAUGUUUUGCUUGUCAAGAGCGUCAGAAGAAAAAGUGCCAAAUCGUGAGGAAAAAGAACUCCUUCAGCGUGCUGGGCUAGGACGACUGAAAAUAAAAUUUAAUGCGACGGGAAGCACACAAACAUUUAAAGAAGACCUGGAAAACACAUUUCCUAAACUUAUGUGUGGUGGGGGGUUCGAAUUACUGAAAUGCCUUCCUGGUAACAAUCUUGAAGUAAUCCCGCCCCCAGCUAUAGGGUAUAGUGUUGAGCAUUUAAAAAAAUGUGGAAUUGGCCAGUCCAUGCUGUUUAUAAGACCAAUCCAAUGUGAUCUAGAUGUAUCUCCUGAGACUGACACUGACCUAAGAAAUACACCUGAGGUAAAAACAAAUACUGUGACAAAAUUUUAAUGAAAAGUAGGAGUGUUAUACAAGAGACAACUAAAUAUAUCAGUCAAUGGUCAAUCACAGAAAUUGGAUCAUCAUGAUGAAUCGGAAUCAUGAUGAUGAAUGUGUAAGGUAAAUAAUUGAAAAUGGAUGCUGUUGAACUCAUUGUUAACAUAUGUACUUUAUAAUCAGUUAAUCACUCUUAAUGCCUCACAAUUGUACCCAUCAUUGAUUGGCAAAUUCUGCAUAAUUAUUUAUCUGUGAAAUGUUUUUUUUUUAAUACCAAGAGCUGUAAGUGUACCAACAUCUGAGGCUGCAUCUGUUUCUGAAUCAACUGACCAGGAUGAUUUCACAAUGGAAAAUGGUGCUAAAAACAACCAGGUGUGUAUUUUUUAGUUCCAAUGAAACUGUUUUAAUUAGUACAAGUACUUUCAUGCAGACAACAUUUAACAACCUAACCAUUCAUUGGGCCUGGUACUGUAGUAGUGUCUCCCCUUGACAAGUAAAAAUCAUCUAAAGUAAGAUAACAAUGUAUAGUGCAUCAGGGCAUAUGUGACUCACUGGGUUAAUCAAUGUGUUAUAUAGUGCAUAUAGUAACGCUUGCAUGUAAAAUUUUAAUUUUAGACACAAGAUAUAAGAAUGGUUAUGAUGUUGCCAUCCUUGAAAGAGAUGUUUCCAGAUCAUAAUGAAGAAUGUCUACAAUCUGCUCUGGAGACAUCAGAUUUUAAAUUGAGCCGUGCAAUUGGAAUUAUUUUAGAAGGUUUGGACAGAUUUACUGUAGGAAGCCCUAAUUAAGGUUGAUAUCAUUACAUGAUUAGAUUGACUUACACAUUUUUCAGAGCUUCGUUAGUGUGAUACAGGGUCUGAAAUUUGUAUAUUUUUUUUCAGUAUCCAACUGGGAUACCAGCUGAUUCAAAGUUUAGUAACCCUCCUGAGAAUCCAGUAUCCCACUUCUGGAUACUGGUUGCCAGUACCAUAUAUAUUAUACCCCAUCCUAUCAAAAUAAAUUUCCAUAACUCUCACUGUUAGAAAUUACAAUAACAACUGGAGACUCAACAGUCAACAACUAAACAAGCCAUUAAUACACAAAAAUCCACAAUAUAAUCCUUCAACAAUCUUCAAAAUGCUAGUCCCUGAUGAGGAAAGACUUGUGGCAAACUGAUAGGAUUCAAGAGCUAGCAGGAGCCCGUUAAAGGUGUUUAACAUUUUCUUAAUGUUUGUAAUUUUCUUAGUAUACAACCUUUUGAGAAGUACGUCAUUUGGCGUGGGAGCCUCACUCUGAUGCAUUGUGAGCCAAUCACCUUGCAUAAUUUACUAAUGAGAGCGAGGCUCCAAGACCAAAAAGUAUGUGUGACGUAAUUAUUGAAAGGGUGUCCAAAACAAAAUUUUUGGUAUCCCAUGGAUAUCAGGAUACUGCAAAUUUCAGACCCUGAAACACAAUAGAGAGAUAUUGUACCAUCUGCUGUUACAAUAUUGCAGAUGGUGAAUUUAUUAUGUAUGUGUAUGGCGAAACAAGCAUGUUAUAUAUUUCUAGAUAGUGAUACUGGAUCCAAUGAAAGUGAUAUAGAUGCAUUGCUUGGCAGACCACUUCAGAAUCAAAUCCCAAUUAAUAUAGAUGAGGAUAAUGAUGAUGAGGAAAACUUUAAAUUACAGCCACCAUAUGAUGUAAAUAAGGAAAUAUUGCGAUAUAGGAACACAACCAUUAAAGCAGAUACUCCUCGGCAGCUCUUCAGUGUCUGUCAAAGUGAUGGCAUUGAAGAGAUGAAAGCAGACAUAUUGGCUUGUUACAAAAACCCAAGAACGAAUCUCACUGCAAGAUCUCGGGUGAGAUUUGAAGACGAGGAAGGUAUAGGGGCUGGACCUGUUAGAGAAUUUCUGCACAAUGCUGUGAAACUCGUUGAAGAUGGAAUUGCUACAACAUCAAAACCCAUUAUUUUUUUUGAGGGUGAGACUGAUCAUAAAGUACCAAUUCACCACCCUGGACUGAGGCAAACAGGCACUUUUCGGGCAGUUGGUCGGAUUUUGGGACAUUCAUUUCUACAUGAGGGGCCAGCAUUGUGUGGCUUGGCUGAAUCAGUCAAGCAUUACCUUACAUUGAAGGAUGACGAAGAUAUUUCUUCAAACCCACCACCUCUUUCUAUAAAAAAUGUGCCUGAUAUUGAAUUGCAAAUUCUAUUACAACAGGUAGUAUGCACCACAUAAUUCAAGGAGGAGGGGGAGCUCCAGGGUGGAAACAUUUGGGACAAUCUGCUGUUUAGAGAAUGAUCAGCUGUGAGAAAGUGAUACAUUUUCAAAUAUUGCAAAAAUUUGGUCUGAGCCCCCCCCCCCCCACUCUUCAUACUGUAUUUGCCUUAGGAAGGUAGCCAUCACCCCAUUAUGCAAAGCAUUCUCUCCUGCAUGACGUAUUAUGAGAUAUAGUGAAUACAGUAGAUUUCCCAACAAAUGUUUUGAGGGGAGGGUUUUCUAGAUUGCUAUAGACAAAUAAGUUAUAUAUUCAAAUCUGAUCUUUUGUGGGAGUGGACCAGUCGAGUAUAUGACAGUUAUUGGUAUAAUUCCCAUCCACAUUUAUUUUCUUUAUAUGGCAUUUCACAUUUCUUUGUGUUUUAGAUUCUUGACUUGCCAGUCAAUGAAAAUGUACCAGAUGAAAAGUUUGCUGAAAUAUUACCAUACCUGCUGGAAGCCGGGAUUGAUGUUGAGCUACUUUCAUCAAACAGAGAGAUGGUGGUUCAGUACUUGCUGAUGUACAAUGUCAUUGAGAAAAGAAAGCUUGAGCUAGACGACAUUUCAUCUGGUAUGUACCAUAUAUACUGUAGGUUUUUAUGUACGUGUUAGAUUAGGUGGUUGA